GAAAUAAUGUCUCUUAUUUCCAAGUGUCCCCCCUUAGCAAACUUCUUCCUCAGUGUUCUUUCUCCAGAAACUUGUAUAAUUCUUCUUCAAACCGUGUACUUAAUAGAAGAAAAAAUGGUGAAAACAAGAGUAAGCUUUAUGAGGUUAUUUCUUGUGUUACCAAUGGCUGUAGCCUUUCUACCAUCCCAAACUGAGGCACUAAUGACAUACACAUGCUCCUUUUGGGACAUAAUACAGGACCCUUUCAGGAUUCUUGAACAAACCCCACUUACCAUCCCAAAAGGGGUCGAAUCAAUCGCCUUAGCUCGCUCAGAUUGAAAGGAAACAGCAACGGAUCACGUAAUUACACUUGACAUAUCAGGGAUGAAGACUCCAUUUCUUACCACUAGUGUUGCUUUAUUUGCUUUGUGUGUCUGCCUUCUGCUGACGUUAUUUUCUUUUCAUUACCGCCUGGAUUACUUCCUUUGAGCUGACGGUUUAUCAAAAACAGUCUCUCUACCCCAUUCCCACAAAGAUAGGGUAAGGUCCGUAUACAUCCUACCCUUCUUAGACUCCACUGGGCAUGUUGUUGCUGUUGUGUACCAGGGAUGAAGAAGGAGGACAUCAAGAUUGAGGUGGAAGAAAACAGGGUGUUAAGAGUCAGUGGGGAAAGGAAAAUGGAUGAAGAAAUUGAAGGGGAGAAGUGGCACAGAACUGAGAGAACUUCAGGAAAAUUCUGGAGACAGUUUAGACUUCCUGGAAAUGCUGAUUUGGAACGCAUUAAGGCUCAUCUGGAAAAUGGUGUCUUGAAUAUUAUUGUGCCUAAUUUGGCUGAAGAGAAGAAGAAGCAGAUUAAGGUGAUUAGUAUUGCCGAGGAAAGCAACUCUGCUGGUGGCCACGAUAUUAAGCUUCCAAAGCUGAGUUUUAAACUAACAAGGGUGAAGUUUGGUUUAUUUAUGUGUCUUGGCUUUGUGUGUCUGUAAUAAAGUUCUUGAAAAUGUAAUUAGACUUAUGAUUUUGAUAUUGAUCCUUCUCUAAAGACCAUUGCUUGCUGGUCUCCAUGUUCAUUCAGAACCCGGUGUAUGUUAGGGACUUGUUUGUACAAUUUUAAGUGAA
Messenger RNA from Lycium ferocissimum, 1095 nucleotides. Its product is annotated as 22.0 kDa class IV heat shock protein-like. The coding region runs from base 588 to 962 and encodes 124 amino acids. The record is from RefSeq and is a predicted model, not a curated record. Gene Ontology annotation, biological process: protein complex oligomerization; protein folding; response to heat. NCBI's taxonomy places the organism in Eukaryota, Viridiplantae, Streptophyta, Magnoliopsida, Solanales, Solanaceae. The transcript has a single exon.